Molecule: messenger RNA, 1171 nt
Organism: Neltuma alba
Lineage: Eukaryota; Viridiplantae; Streptophyta; Magnoliopsida; Fabales; Fabaceae
Exons: 1
Coding region: 30-857 (275 amino acids)
Source: RefSeq, a predicted model, not a curated record
UUUUCGCGUCACUCCCGUGGACACUGAACAUGCUCCGAAAUCUCCGAACCCGGCGCCGCCUCCGUUACGGCGCUUUCAUCUGCGCCGCCUCCUCGGCCCUUCUCCUCUUGCUCUCUGUGUCUCUGCUCUACACUCGCCUCUCUCACUCUAGCGCUCACCUCCAUAAUUACCUCCACCGAAACCCCAGACAUUCACGCGAUGGCAAUUACGACUCACUCCUGUCAGAUUCCGUCAAUGACGAAACCUUGGGCAGCGAAGACAAGAUUGACGCGCUUGAUUUUGUGGAAGAGCAACAGCCGGAGGUAGAUGAUCUGAGAUCUGUUGAAGUCGCUGAAGAGGAGGAACCGUUCAAUCAGAUCAAACCUAGUGGGUAUUUCUUUGAUCAUGUUAGCGGGUUAAUCCGGAGCGCUUUUAACAAACGUUCGAUUGAGGAAUGGGACGAUGGUCAAGUAGGGAUUUUUCUGGGAUCUGGGGCGGAAGAUCCUAGCAAGACCGCGUUUGGCUCCGAUGAUGUGCCGGUGGACGAGGAGGUCAGGAGGAAAGCAAUGCAGGUGAUGGGGAUAGAGGAUUUACUCCUGUUGAAAGUUGGCAGGAAAGUCUCGCCGCUGAGAGAAGGUUGGGGUCAGUGGUUCGAUAAGAAGGGUGACUUUCUGAGGAAGGAUAAGAUGUUGAAGUCCAAUUUGGAGGUUCUGAACCCUCUGCGUAACCCGCUUCUCCAAGAUCCAGAUGGAGUCGGUGUGACCGGCUUGACUAGGGGCGAUCGAAUUGUGCAGAAGUAUUUGCUAAGCGAGUUUAAGAGAGUUCCAUUUCCUCGUAAGAAGGCUUUCGACGGCUCCAGGGGGAAUCAUGUAUCUUAGUAGCUAGAAAUUUACCUUGAGGUUAAAGAAACUAGAACAUAAGGUUUUAGAUGACAAGAUUGGGGCAGUAGUAAUCCUAAUGGCGAUGGAACAAUAGAGAGUGGUACUUGAGGGAGUUCGGAUCUCUCGAAAUAUUCGGCCUAGAAGUAUUAUUUCAGAUGGGAAAAAACCUGCUGAAGGGCUUACCUUUUCUCACAGUAUGAGAUAAGAACGUAUCUGUAGCUGAAACACAUCUUCAAAACAUAGCAACAGGACACUUGGAUGUUAUUUAAUGAAGCAUAUGACCGAUGAAAUAUUAUGCAUUAAGUACCUUG